Molecule: messenger RNA, 3499 nt
Organism: Porites lobata
Lineage: Eukaryota; Metazoa; Cnidaria; Anthozoa; Scleractinia; Poritidae
Source: the annotation of a GenBank genome assembly
GGGCCUAAGUGUAUAAAUUGCGUGGCUCAUUCAUCAUCAGAAAUAGAGCUUAUAGACCAAGCUUCCUGUCUUCAGCUCCCAGAAUCCUCGAUACAAAAUGAGCAGUCUAAGUAACAUAAAAACAUUAUUGAGAAUCUCCACGCGAAAUUAUGGAUUCACGGCGAUUCGAAGGGAUUAUGGCCCUGAAGCUGUGGAAAAACUUCGUGGCUCUCUCAAGAUCGAGCAAACUUUGGCUAGACGCGGUGCAAAAAGACUUAAGCAGCUGAUAUGCAGCGGAGAAGGAGAAUCUUACGUUCACGCACUGGGUGCCAUGACAGGUUUGUCAAGUCAACGUCGUAAAGAAUAAACAAAUUUUAAAAAGAUUGCAGCUUUUAAUAUUUUAAAAUAACAUUUUCAUAUUUGGAAACAAACUUAAGGUAACUGAACUUAGUUGAAAGCAUUGUUUUUCGUUGAUUUCCGCCUUUUUCUUAAAUUUCUAGCCAAGAUUUCAUUUAAUCAAACAUUUACUCAUUAAGAUGGAGUCCUUGGUUCAGUAAUUUUUUAAGAAUUUUUGGAUGAUUUUUGGAAUGUUUUAGUGUACAAAAAUUUGGGGAAGGGAUGUUUAAAAUUUGGAAAAAUUGGAGAAUAUAGGAUUUGGAGGUCGUAGAUAAAUACCAGAUAGUCCACCACCACAAAAAGGUGCCUCUGAUCCCAUUAGCGGACAAACUGGUUUAUGUACAUAACUUUUCUACCCUAAAUUAUUUUCUUCCCAAAUCAACAUCAUUUCCCCAAAAACAACCAGAAUGCCUCCUUAACUGUUAAAGCAUAAACAAGCACGAACGAUAACAAGUCCAAUUUUUUGAUAUGCUAAACCAAGAAGAGUCAGAUGAAAACUCUUUUGUCAGCACCCUGGGUGCUAUGACAGGUUAAUACUACACUUUGUUAUAUAGCUGGAAUUUUUUUCCCAACGACGCACGCUCUCAUGGGUUACUUCGAGGUCACAUGAUAUGAAACUGUUUCCCGCCAAAAUCUCCCGAGCGACGAACAUUGCAAAAUAUAUGACUUCAAAGGGGAACAGUGCACUGUUACCCGGGAAUAGGGAGUUUAAGUAGUCACGUUUUUGAGCGACGUGCGUCUGCCGGAAGUGGACUUUUUGCGCUCUUGAGCCGUGAUUUUGAACAAUUGUUUGGCCAAAAGCGUCUCUAUAAGAGUAACGACACUUAGCAAUACAGAUUUAGUAGCGCCAGGGCAUAUUAAAAGAGAAAAGGCUCAAAACGUCACUGCUUAAACUCCCUAAUGUUGACCGACAACCACCGUUACAACGAGUUUUUUAAUGAAAUUCCAGCUUCAAAAUUUCUAAAUCACUUAUUUUCAAAGACUGGUCCCUCGCGAAACAGUUAAUUUUGUUUCCCCAGAAUCUUUAGGUUACUUGAACUUUCCAUUUUCUGUCCGCAGGUGGUCAGGCAGUUCAGAUGGCCAAAGCAGGUUUACAGUCCAUUUAUCUGAGUGGCUGGCAGGUGGCAGCUGAUAGUAACAUGGCGGGGCAGACAUACCCUGAUCAGAGUUUAUAUCCUGCUAACUCAGCUGCAAAGCUCGUUGAGCGAAUCAACAACGCCUUUAUCAGAGCAGAUCAGAUCGCACACAUGGAAGAAUCCGACAAACAUAUUGAUUUUUUUUUGCCAAUUGUUGCUGACUGUGAGGCUGGAUUUGGUGGCCCGCUUAACGCCUUUGAAAUCACCAAAGCUAUGGUACGUUUGUAUUUUUCUUCGCGAUAUUUUGUCAAUUUCCAAGCCCUAUGAAAUCAAUUCCUACGUACUAUUCGUUUGUCCAAAAAGGCACGUAUAGACUAUACAGAUUGGCAUUCCUCCCUCGAUUCUCCGCUCGAAGUUUCUCUUCCACGUCUUAAACAAGAAGCACACAAGCUCUCCUUGUUUACGAACUGAGACAUAUAACGUGUUGUAUUUGGCCGUCACAAUUAAGGUUUCAACUUAAUCAUUUACAAAACCAUAGCAACGUUAUUCCAGUUUCUAUGGAAACUAUAACACCAAAAAAAUUCUAUAGAGUACGGUGUGUUAAUAGAAAAAUUUAUACCUUAUCCCUUUGACUGAGUUCCUGUGUUUUCAAGACAAGGGUGACCUCGGCCAUUUCUGAUAUCCUUUUUUUCUUAUCACGGUAUAACCUUUAAAUUCUCUCCAUCAGAUUUCAGCUGGUGCCGCUGGCGUCCAUUUUGAAGACCAACUGGCAUCAGAAAAGAAAUGUGGUCACAUGGGAGGAAAAGUUCUUCUACCAACACAGCAGUUUAUUAAAGUCCUCAAUGCUGCUCGUCUGGCUGCUGACGUCAUGGAUGUUCCCACUGUUAUUAUUGGACGAACAGAUGCUGAGUCAGCUUCUUUAGUGACGUCAGAUAUUGACCCACGUGACCAGCCUUUCCUGACAGGUGAAAGAACAGCAGAGGGAUUCUAUCGUUCAACCGCUGGCUUGGAACAAGCCAUUGCACGUGGAUGCAGUUACGCUCCGUAUUGUGACGUAAUCUGGUGCGAGACAGGCAAACCUAAUUUGGAAGAAGCACACAUGUUUGCUGACGGAAUCCAUUCCAUGUUUUCAGGUAAACCACUCGCUUACAACUGCUCACCCUCUUUCAACUGGAAAGCCAAUCUCAGUGACAAAGAGAUAGCUGUGUUUCAAAAGAACUUGGUAAAAUGGGCUACAAAUAUCAGUUUAUCACCUUGGCUGGUUUCCACUCCCUGAAUCACGCCAUGUUCAAGCUUGCACGCGACUACAAAGAGCACGGCAUGUCCGCCUACACCAAAAUACAAGAAGAUGAGUUCGCGCAAGCGCAGUAUGGCUUUACUGCACACAAACACCAGAGGGAGGUAGGAACGGGAUAUUUUGACCAAGUAAAUGUGGCGAUAAGUGGAGGAUCAAGUUCAACAACAGCUCUGGAUGGAUCAACAGAGGAAGAACAGUUCACUGAGAAUUAUAAAAAGUUAAAAGGAUGGGGUCGACGAGGUUUGACCGACACAUAUGCAUAUUAAAGAGUUUCUAAAAUUGGUUUUAGAUAACAAAUCGAAUCUGCAAUAAUAUAAGGCAAUUUUUUUAAACAUCGUUUCAGUAUUACAUAUUGCACGCUAUGGCAAACGCGCCAUCAGAUGUGUAGGACCUUUCUUAUGGUCUAGACUAAGUAUAAAGAUUGAGGAGACUCUUCAGCUCUAAGUUAAACUAGUAUCAGACAAUGUUGCCGAUAACAAUUAUUGAACAUUGUAAAUAUUCGUUCCUUUUUUAAGUAUUAGAAUUGUAAAUAUUGAAACUUCUUAGUAAUUUAUAAUUGUAAAUAUUCUGUAUAUUGUGGGUUCAUUUUUGUUUUAUUGUCCCCCAAUUAGUUUACACGAGCUUAGUACCCUUAUACGUUCUAAUAGAGACUGGGUCUUUUUUACUUUCUCACUGUACUGCCGCACUUAGCUGAAAGUAAAUUUCAGUAAUCACUCUAUAGCUUAUUCAUUUUUUUCCUAAUUUGUGCUUA